Pollicipes pollicipes is the source of this 921-nucleotide messenger RNA. Its product is annotated as acetylcholine receptor subunit alpha-type acr-16. Gene Ontology annotation, molecular function: transmembrane signaling receptor activity; extracellular ligand-gated monoatomic ion channel activity. The record is from RefSeq and is a predicted model, not a curated record. The transcript is spliced from 5 exons. Lineage: Eukaryota; Metazoa; Arthropoda; Thecostraca; Pollicipedomorpha; Pollicipedidae. Gene Ontology annotation, cellular component: membrane. The coding region runs from base 1 to 921 and encodes 306 amino acids. Gene Ontology annotation, biological process: monoatomic ion transmembrane transport.
AUGGCCGUGCUGGGGUUCACGCUGCCGCCGGACAGCGGCGAAAAGCUCAGCUUAGGUAUUCCAGGCAAGCGCAAUGAAAUCUCGUACGCCUGUUGUCCCGAGCCCUACUUCGACAUCACGUACACUGUCCAGAUCCGGCGGCGCACGCUCUAUUACCUGCACAAUCUGGUCCUGCCCGGCAUCCUCAUAUCCACCAUGGUGCUGCUGGCCUUUACAUUGCCGCCGGACUCCGGGGAGAAGCUGACUCUAGGGGUCACUGUUCUCCUAUCUCUGACCGUAUUUCUCAACCAAGUCGCCGCGAACAUGCCAGAGACCUCAGAGGCUGUGCCUCUCCUAGGAACGUACUUUAACUGCAUAAUGUUCAUGGUGGCGUCGUCGGUGGUCAGCACGGUGCUGAUACUCAACUACCACCAUCGUUCCGGCGAAACCCACGAGAUGGCGCCGUGGGUGCGCAGCCUGUUCCUGCAGUGGAUGCCGUGGCUGCUGCGCAUGUCGCGGCCGGGCGAAAAGAUCACGCGCAAGAACAUCAUGAUGAACAACAAGAUGAAGGAGCUGGAGCUGAAGGAGCGCUCCUCCAAGUCGCUGCUGGCCAACGUGCUGGACAUGGACGACGACUUCCGGGGCGCGGGUGCGCAGCAGGCCAACUCGGCCAGCUACAUCCGGCUGCCGGGUCAGUCGGUGGACGACCUGACCAUGCACAGCUGCCUGGCCGGCUGCAGCCGCGAGCUGCAGCUGAUCCUCAAGGAGCUGCGGACUAUCACCGACAAGAUGCGCAGUGACGACCACGAGGCCGAAGUCACCGGCGACUGGAAGUUCGCCGCCAUGGUGGUGGACCGCAUGUGCUUGAUCGUGUUCACGCUGUUCACGAUCGUGGCGACCGUGGCCGUGCUGCUGUCAGCGCCGCACAUCAUCGUGCCGUGA